Molecule: messenger RNA, 1053 nt
Organism: Rotaria sp. Silwood2
Lineage: Eukaryota; Metazoa; Rotifera; Eurotatoria; Philodinida; Philodinidae
Source: the annotation of a GenBank genome assembly
AUGAAUUCAUUGCCAAUGAACAUCUUUCGAGCAUAUAUUUUGGGUGGUCGUUUGUGGCCUCAAAAACGAUGGUCAAUCACCGUAUUUCAACUCGAUGCAUUGGCUAAUGUUGAACCUUGGAAUCCAUUCAAUGAGCGUAGUUUGAAUGCAUUCUAUAUGCAAAGACCAUCUAUAAAUCAAAUGCAUAUAAUUCGUAAGAUAAUGGAUGAAGAUCACAGACAGGCUGGUCUCACCUAUUUGGUUAUCGACGAUGAAAGAAUUCGAAAUGACUACGAGAAAUCGAUCGUUGCCCUUCAUUCAACUGUAAAUGCCUGGGCACACGAUUGUGCUUGUUCGAAUAUUGGAGAACUUUCUCUAACACAAAGACGAGAAUAUGCUCAUCGAAUAUCUCUCGUUGUCCAAGCAUGUGCCGAUGGUGGUACUAAUGUUCUAUGGCAAUUUUCAUGCAAGAAGAACAUGCCCUACAUUCCUGAUUUCAUUAGUGGCGAUAUGGAUUCCAUCACUGAUGAAAGUCGCUCAUAUUAUAGUCGUUUUAAUGUGCCCAUUAUUCUCACAUCUGACCAGGCUGAAACUGACUUUACUAAAUGCGUCAAACUCAUGAUUGAGCGAUUCUCACCGAAUAAGCUUGAUUUUAUUUAUGUUUUUUCGACACUCGGUGGUCGUUUCGACCAGAGUAUGGGUCUAAUUAAUACUCUACAUUUACAUCGAGACACAAUCGCUCUGUAUCUUAUCAGCGAUAAAGAUAUUACAUUUCUUUUACGGCCAGGUUUUAACUACCUUCAUAUCAAAUCAAACCUUCUCGGUGAAUAUUGUAGUUUGCUUCCGUUUAGUGGCUCGACACGAGCUGUUACACAUCAUCUAAAAUGGAAUAUCACAAUUGAUACUGAACUCAAUUUUUAUUCCCUCAUUAGUUCAUCAAACACGUACGAUGACCAAUGGCUUCAGGACUGUAAUACUGAUUACGUGGAUAUUCUUGUCGAAAAUUAUCUUAUCUGGUCCAUGACAUAUAUUGCAAAAGUCAAUCAAGUCAAUAACGUUAUCAAUAGUUCUUGA